Molecule: messenger RNA, 609 nt
Organism: Corticium candelabrum
Lineage: Eukaryota; Metazoa; Porifera; Homoscleromorpha; Homosclerophorida; Plakinidae
Exons: 1
Coding region: 1-609 (202 amino acids)
Molecular function (GO): nucleic acid binding
Source: RefSeq, a predicted model, not a curated record
AUGAAUACCAAGCAUUUUAUGGAAUGGUACCAAAAACAGCUAUUGCCUCACUGUCCGCCCAAGUCAGUCAUUGUCCUUGACAACGCCAAGUACCACAAUGGUGUUGUUGAGAAAGUGCCCACCAAGACCAGCGCGAAAAAGGAUAUAAUGGCGUACCUGGACAAGCACAGUAUUACCUACGAUAAGCAACGCCUGAAAUCUGAGUUGUUCAUGCUACUAAAGGCAACCAACCCACAAACGAAAUACCUCACUGACGUUCUCUCCAAUGAUGCAGGUCAUGAUGUCCUCAGACUUCCGGUUGGCCAUUGUGAACUGAAUCCUAUAGAACUGGUAUGGGCGCAAGUCAAAGGAUACGCUACAGACCACAACAAGGAUUUUACAAUGAGAGCCAUCGAACAACUGGCCAGAGAAGGCGUUGAAAACGUGACGGCGGCCAAAUGGAAGAAGUGUGUCGACCACGUUAUCCAGAAAGUGGAAAACCACUACAGAACAUCAGACGGCGUGGUAAAACAAGCAGUAGAAAGUCUAGUUAUAGAAGUAGGUGCAGAGGACUCUUCAGACAGUGAAGAGAUCCUGCUAGGAGACGACGAGAAUGAUAACAAUGAUUAG